Danio rerio (zebrafish) is the source of this 1041-nucleotide messenger RNA. It is a transcript of the gene tpt1, whose product is annotated as tumor protein, translationally-controlled 1. Gene Ontology annotation, cellular component: cytoplasm. Lineage: Eukaryota; Metazoa; Chordata; Actinopteri; Cypriniformes; Danionidae. The record is from RefSeq and is marked provisional.
CUUUUCAGCUGAGUCCACGAUCAGGUCACAGCCAGCGCUGUUCGCCUUCUGAUAUCCCCAGACACAAUCCAACAAAAUGAUCAUCUACAAGGACAUCAUCACUGGGGAUGAGAUGUUCUCAGACAUCUACAAAAUCAAAGAGUCUGAGAAUGGAAUGAUGCUUGAAGUGGAGGGAAAGAUGAUCACCAGAGCAGAAGGAGACAUUGAUGAUGCCCUGAUUGGUGGCAAUGCGUCAGCAGAAGUUGCGGAUGAGGGCUGUGACAGCACUUCUGUCAGCGGUGUGGACAUAGUCCUCAACCACAAACUUCAGGAGACCUCCUACGACAAGAAGUCUUACACAGCCUACAUCAAAGACUACAUGAAGGCAGUUAAGGCCAAGUUGCAGGAAAGUGCACCUAAUAGGGUAGAUCCCUUUAUGGCUAACGCACCGGCUGAGGUCAAGAAAAUCCUAGGCAACAUCAAAAACUUUCAGUUUUUCACUGGUGAAUCCAUGAACCCUGAUGGCAUGAUCGGUCUCCUUGACUUUCGUGAGGAUGGAGUCACACCAUACAUGAUCUUCUUCAAGGAUGGUCUUGAGAUUGAAAAAUGCUAAACGUCCCACGCUUCUACAAAUCACCCCUCAAACUCUGGCCUCUGCUUGAUGGUUUGGCCCGUGGAUUAAACCAGUCAUUCCCCCUCAUCCUUUCCAUCAGGACCAGAGGCUCUUUUAACUUCACGAGGCCACUGUUUUCAUUUCUUGAUUGGCUUAUGUCCGUCUACAGCAAGAAGACGCGAACGUUCCCUUCAUGAAAUUUAAAAACAGGACUUUUAGCAAGCCAAGCCACAACGCGCAGAGAUUGUGGUCAAGAAACUGAGUCAUUUUUGGGGUUCUAUUUUAUGUCUUGGUCUUCAUGGAAGUGAAGUUGACUGCUGGCUUCUCAUUUGCUGUGCAUGUCGGCUUCUCAUUUCAGCAGAUGUACAGUUGUAAUUUCCCCCUUUCCAUCACAGGAUUGUAUAGGAUUUCUCAGCACCGUUAUUGAAUAAAAUCAAGCUGCUGGCUUA